AUGUUGACUGGCACGUGUAACAUCGGGUGGAGGCCGGUGUUCAGAGUCACGGAGCGGAGUCAAGCGGGAUGUCCGGCCCCGGUCGAAGCCGAACAAUUUCUGCUUCCACAAAUAGGAUAUUGCCGUGAUGAUAAGGACGACAGUAGCUUGACUGCUCGUCGACCUUUAUGCAGUCUUGCGCGCUUCGGGAUCACUCGUACAAUUCGGACAUGGAAGGCAGUCGGAACCGUACCAACUAAUAUUUCUCCACUUACAACUUCCGGAGCAACAAUAAUAUUGCCCAUUCCUUCUCCUUCCAUCCCAACUUACACAGUUAUUCAACCGACGAUUGACCUUUGUGCCAACCUUACUGUUAUCCUACUGACGUGUAUCCCGACACUGUUCCUCUCGUCCAAAGACUCCCUGUGUGCCUGGCUACGUGGCAGUGUAUCAAACACGCAAAAUAAGCAAGUUGGUUCCUCAUCUACUUGCCUAGGAGACACGGACGCCGGAACACGCGUUACAUGCCGCGUGCCGGCGGGACUCCCGUUGCCUCACUUUCUUCCGGCCCGGUGGGAUGAAGAUAUUGUGGGCUUGCCGGCUUGGAGGUGUAGCUUUAAUUCGUACAAGGAACAAGGUAGCAUGCUCAUGAGUCGCCAACGUUCCCAUCCGGAUACAAGCUUUUCGGCACUCAACCGAUCUAAGACGCCUGAGUGUAGCUUACCAGACAAGCGGGUCGUUCAACGUGGUCAACAUGGGAAAAGAGUGUUUGAGUCAAUACUCAAGAUGAAGUGGAUUGUUUUCCACCUUUAUUCGGGGAGAAAUGCGCUUUUGGCGAGAAGUAAGUUCUGUCACCCGGUUAUCAAACUCACAGAAGCGGCAAACGGUUGUCUGCCUUUUGGCAGCUUGAUAUUUCAGUUCACGGCGCUGACAACUCAUAACUUCAACCACAACCACUUGAUGGCGAGACCGAAGCCGGAGCCAGAUUUGGAACUUUCUCAAUCUCAAGCUUACGUCGCCCUCCCCACCGGAGUGAACCGCUGCCGGAACGUCUUUAGAAGCACUUCGUCCCAUAUUUCGCGACAGGCUUGCCGUGGGUGGUUCGUCGCUGGCUUUUCCCCGCAAUCUGACGAAAAAUCCCAUCUUUUGAAACGAUCUACAGAGGGGCGGGUUGAAAGUGACGCACAUCUGCGCUCCGCUUCCAUGACACCCAGUCCUGACAGCGACUUGGUGCCAGAGAAGGACGCGGCGGCUGCACAGCCCGGAAAGUUUCGCAGAGAGUCAUUAAUGGCCGUGUCCACUGUGUUUGUUGAUCGCCGCUGA
Colletotrichum lupini is the source of this 1302-nucleotide messenger RNA. RefSeq lists its product as uncharacterized. The transcript is spliced from 12 exons. The record is from RefSeq and is a predicted model, not a curated record. Bases 1 to 1302 code for a protein of 433 amino acids. NCBI's taxonomy places the organism in Eukaryota, Fungi, Ascomycota, Sordariomycetes, Glomerellales, Glomerellaceae.